Messenger RNA from Pichia kudriavzevii, 3816 nucleotides. RefSeq lists its product as uncharacterized. The record is from RefSeq and is a predicted model, not a curated record. The transcript has a single exon. Gene Ontology annotation, cellular component: cellular bud neck; cellular bud tip. The coding region runs from base 1 to 3816 and encodes 1271 amino acids. NCBI's taxonomy places the organism in Eukaryota, Fungi, Ascomycota, Pichiomycetes, Pichiales, Pichiaceae.
AUGUUCAAAAAGAAAAAUGGGAAAUCACCAGUUCACCCGAAAUUUGUCGUUUCGGACUCUGUGUUAAUGAGUAACAAAAACACGCAAUCUUUUACAAUGGAAUCAUUCAUAUACUGUCCAGACUUGCCAGAGGCUCAAGUAAAUGAAUUCAGGAAAACUUACAAAUCAAAGACAGAUGAUCUCUACACAACGAAUUCAAGCUUUGAUAUAUCAUUUGAGCGAAAACAUGUUAAAGAGUUGGUGCAUCUUAUAACGUCACACUUGAAAAAAAAUGCAACAAAGAUCCCCUUACUCAUUUUACCCUUUCGGAAACAGCACCAUGAUGAAGACCUGAAAACCUUCUUGACCAGCAUCUUUGUCAAUGGGCUGCCCCUUCCGGAGAAGGAAUGCCAAAAUAUAAUUUCUUCCACCAAUGAAUAUAUACUAAUGAGUGCAUUAAAAUUUAUAUGGUGUAGGUUACCUGGUAAAGCAAUAAUCGGAUGGAAAGCCUAUACGAAGUUUGUGAAGUUGGAAGAAGAGUCAGAUUUCCCAGAUAAGGCCUUUUUGGAUUUUAUGCCUAACUGCUUAUCGUCGGGAGCACAUGCGUCCAUUGUUUAUGAUUUCUUUGAUCUUAUAGUUGCAUUCAUAUUGCAUUCAAAAGAGAAUUUAAUGACUGCUCACAAAAUAAGCAAGUUGUGUGGACUGUGGGCAUUUAACCCAGUUAGAGGAAAAAUAAAGGGAUUGCCGUCCUAUGAGAGAGGUUUAUAUGAAUGGAUUCCCGCAGGUGAUGCAAUGUUCCAUUUAUUACUUGCGUUUGUAAAAUCAAUGCCUCCGAAUGGGGAUCUGAGUAAACUACCCAAGAUAUUCCAGUCAACAAUAAAGUCUCAGGAGUAUCCUCCUUUACCCACCUCUUCGACUGUGGAAACUUCAAGGCAUUUCCAAGAGAUUCCAAUGGUUACGCUAAGAACAAACAAGCCUUCGAAAAAUCCAGCGGAAUUGCUAACUAAAGUUGCUAAAACACUGAAGUUCGAUGAUCCGACUAUAUUUUAUACUAGGGAAGAUUACCUUUUGCUGAAAAGGGUAUUUAAAAACAAAGAUGAAGUGAUGCAAAAGUUAUCUCCAGAAGGUUCCCGAUUACUACAAAAUUUGUGUCUAUAUGAUGAGGAUUUAAUUGUUAAUGGAUCGGAACCAACCGAUUUGAAGUUGAAACUAGUCCCGGGGUGGUCAACGGAAAUGACAUCCCGAGAUGCAAAGUUUGAACCAAACACUAAUGAUCUUCUUACUGCGACUGUUGGCCGAGUAACGAUAGAUGAUUAUUUUAUUUGGACGUGGUUGUGUUCUUUGGGUAUUGAAGAAACUGAUUUGAAAAAAAAAACUUUUGGUAAGACAUAUAUUAUGGAAGUCGAGCUAGCUGAAGGAUUCAAGAAAUGGAUUAUAGUGGAAGAACAAGAUUUGCAGAGGGAUGGCUAUGAUAUUGAAAUGGAAAUUAAGCAACAAAGGUUGAAGGAACUGGAACAGAAAAUUCAACUAGCGGAGAUGGAAGCUGAAAGGAUAAAGAGAGAGGCCUUUUUAAAAGCUGAAAAGCUUGAAAUUCAAAGGCACGAUGCUAGAAAAGCCAAAGUAAAGCAGCUUUCCAAAGUUGAAGACUGUGUAUCACCACCUCCCCUGCCUGAUAAAGAUUAUGAUGAAAUCCCUCCUCGUUCGAAAUCUAGAAGGCCACCGCCACCGUUGCCUAAGUCUGAAGCCGAUCAGUACCAAAUCCCCAAAAAAUCAGAAAAAAGGCUCGAUAUAAACCAGGAGAGAAUUACAACAAAUCUUUCAGACGAAGAAAUUUGCAUCACCUUGCCUCAACUGGAGGAGGAAGAACCAUUUCUAGAAUAUGAAGCUCUUCUUUACACCGAUUAUGACAACAAAAGAAGAACCAAAGAACAACUGGAUGUGGAAAUGUACCAUGAGAAAAACCGAUCUCCAAGGAACAAAGGCUACACUUCACCGCCUCCUCCGGAUACCAAAGAUAAUUAUAUCCAAUCUGCGGUUACUAAUCAUACACCAAUUUCUUCUAGUAGUCCUAAUAAGCUGUUGGCACCAAUGGAAAAAUUACCAAAAGCUACAUCACCCCCAAGAACAUACAAUCCUUACUCGCCUAUGAAUUCUCCGCCUCGUGUUUCACCUUCUCCUAGAGUUGCUUUACCCAAAGCCGUUUCCUCUGGACAUGUUUUACCUAGAGCUGCAUCACCAAAGGCCGUUUCCCCUGGUCCUGUCACACCAAGGACUGCUUCACCUAGUAGACAGCCACUCCCAAACCAAACUCCCCACAACAUUAACAACAUACAUUCAAACUUACACGCUACAAACCAAUCACCUCAACAAGCUAGAUCUUCUUCUCCACCUCCAAGAUCUAGUCCAUAUAUGCAGCAAACUUCUACUGUUUCUUCACCAAAUCAUUCACCUUCAUAUUAUACGCCUCUGUCGCCUUCUUUUCCAUGUUCUAAUGAGCCGCAACGUCCAUUUUCUCCCGAAAAUGCAUUAUACCCAUCCCAGCCAGUCACACCAACUAAUGUUUACUACGAUUCCAAAACGUCACCUUCUCCUAAACCUCAUUUAGAUUUGAAAAAAUGUAGUGGGGAUAUCCCGGUUUUGUUACCACCUGCUGACGACGCUUCUAGUACUACAUUUACACCUCUAUCUCCUUCUUUUACUAUUCCUACUAAAGGUGCUGAUGAAACGGAGGUAUCCCCUUCUGUAGAGCAACGCUCUCCUGCAGCAAAAUCACCGAGGAGUCCAACAAACAGGGCAGAAUUGGAGGCUGAGUUUAGUGGUUUAGAAAAUGAGUUUCAAGAAUGCAUGGAUGAUUUAACCAAGCAGCCUAGCUUUGUACAAGCGCAAGUGAGGAAAACAUCGAACUCAAGAUUAAGAAAGGCACCUCCUUCAUUGAAAUCAUCAAUGGUAUCGGAAAAUUCCUCUGUUUAUCCGUCUACUACACAAAGUAGUGAAAGAGUCCUCUCUGUUCCAGAAGCUGAACAUGAAUAUAAGCACUCUACAAAACCUUCAAGAGGAUCUGAGAGCAGUUUACAUUCGACUGGGGUCAAUAGACAAGGUCUUUCGCCGACUCCAUCUAAGCAACACAUGCAGUUUGAGAAUACAAAAUCUGCAGUUGUGUUAACACCACAAACCCCGGGCAACGUACGAGAUGGAGUACCCCAUAGCAAUCAGCAAUUAGUACCGCCUAUAAAUGGGCAGUAUACACCUAGGAAUCCGCCUGUUAAAGGGCAAGGCCCAGCAGAACAGUCCCUACGUUCUCCUCAACCAAUUGUAUCAAACUCAUAUACAAAUUAUUCCCCUCAACCUGCUCUCAAUGGAAAAUCAAAACCAGCCGUCUCGUCUAAAUCUACAUAUCCUACGAGUCAACCUCCAACCCGAGGUUAUUAUCCACCAGCAAAUGGGUACUAUCCUUCUCCACAGCAAGGAUAUCCUCCACAACAGCAAAGUUACCCUCCCCCUCCAAGAGGUUAUCCUCCAGCACAGCAAGGAUACCCUCCAUCACAGCAAUCUUACCCACCACCACCACAAGGUUACCUUUCUCCACAGCAAGGUUAUCCUCCUCCACAGCCAGGUUAUCCAUCUCCACAGCAGGGCUACUAUCAACCACAACUACAAGUACCUCAGGGGUAUUACCCGCCGAAUCCUUUGGUUCCACCAAACAAUGUCUCUCCGUACACUAAUAACGUGAUAAAUAAUAUGCCACCUUCUGGAAAAAUGGAUAAGUUACAUGGUCAUCAAGGGCUCAAUAAGAAGAAUGCCAGAAACAUGUUUAUGAGUGAUGCGUUUGGUAUUUGA